AUGUUUUCAAGUGCUUCUGCUCCGGUGAAACGUGUUCUUUCUAAAUUCAAUUACUUGAGUAUAAACCACAAAAGACACGCUCAAGUAUCAAUUAUAGGGGCAGCUAAUGGUAUAGGAUCGAAUUUAGCUUUACUAUUGAAACAGAAUCAUAAUAUUAAACGCCUAAAUUUGUAUGAUGAUAGCGAGAGAGUUAUACCGAUAGGAGCAGAUAUAGCUGAAUUGCCGGGAGUUGCUCGCGUGACCACUUAUUGCGGACAUAGUUUUCUACCAGCUUCCAUAAGAUCAUCCCAUUUAAUAGUAAUGGUGUAUAGAAUACCAAGAAGACCCGGGUACAACCGAAGCCAAAUGUUAGCGGCCAAUGCACCCGCCGUUCAAAGACUUUGUAGAUCUAUUGCUGAUGUUAACCCGCAAGCAUUCUUAGCAAUAUCCACCAAUCCAAUAAAUUCCAUAAUACCGUUUGCUUCUGCGUUGCUGUUUAAAUACUGCGCAUACGACGCUGGGAAAAUAUUCGGCAUCACUCACAUUGAUACUAUCAGAGCGAAAGCGUACGUCGCGAAGACGUUAAAUAUUAACCCUGGUAAUUUGGAUAUACCAGUCAUCGGUGGCCAUUCUGAUGAAACUAUUGUGCCGUUGUUUUCAAGUAUGUCUCCAUCCCAUCACAGAUUAGACACGUGUCAAGCUGACACGUUAACGAAAUUGGUGAAGAAAGCCGGCAUGGAGGUAAUAAGAAACAAGCAGGGUAUAGAUUCAUCAGUCUUGGCAAUGGCUUGGUCUGUAAACGAGUUCGUGGGUAGUUUAGUUGACGCUCUAUCUGGUGGGACAACGACGGUGAAUGCUUUAACUUCGAAUCCCCAUCACGGAACACGGUUUUUUGCCGGUCCCACGACAGUAGGCUGCUACGGUAUCGUGGAGACGUGUGGCGCCAAUUAUGAAAUGUCUGAAUAUGAGAGGUAUCUUCUGGGUAAUGCUAUUACAACUUUAAACAAAGAAGUUAUGCUUGGUGAGGAUUACGCGCGCAUGGAAGCAGCUAAAUUAUAA
This is a messenger RNA of Leptosia nina, 1038 nucleotides long. Lineage: Eukaryota; Metazoa; Arthropoda; Insecta; Lepidoptera; Pieridae. The record is from the annotation of a GenBank genome assembly.